This is a messenger RNA of Tripterygium wilfordii, 1484 nucleotides long. RefSeq names its product protein trichome birefringence-like 35. The coding region runs from base 1 to 798 and encodes 265 amino acids. NCBI's taxonomy places the organism in Eukaryota, Viridiplantae, Streptophyta, Magnoliopsida, Celastrales, Celastraceae. The record is from RefSeq and is a predicted model, not a curated record. The transcript has 5 exons. Gene Ontology annotation, molecular function: O-acetyltransferase activity. Gene Ontology annotation, cellular component: Golgi apparatus.
AUGUCGGACCAGUUGGCGUGUCACAAGCAUGGGAGGUCUAAUUUGGGCUAUCAGAACUGGAGAUGGCGGCCCCAUGACUGCAAUUUGAAGAGAUGGAACAUGACUGAAACGUGGGAGAAGUUGAGGGGGAAGAGACUAAUGUUUGUAGGGGAUUCGCUAAACCGAGGGCAAUGGAGUUCAAUGGUUUGUUUGCUGCAAUCAGUCAUUCCAGUGGAUAAAAGAUCAAUGUCACCAAAUGCCCCUCUAACCAUCUUCAGAGCAAAGGAAUACAAUGCAACCGUGGAAUUUCUUUGGGCUCCUCUUCUUGUUGAAUCUAAUUCUGAUGAUCCAGUGAAUCACAGAUUGGAUGAUCGAAUAAUCCGUCCAGAUUCAGUUCUAAAGCAUUCAUCAAAAUGGGGACACGCUGACAUACUAGUUUUCAAUAGGUACUUAUGGUGGAGACAGGGACCUGUAAAGCUGUUAUGGAGUGAUGAAGAACAUGGAAUUUGUGAAGAAUUAGAUGGAGCGGGAGCCAUGGAGUUGGCCAUGGGGGCUUGGGCUGACUGGGUUGCUUCAGAAGUUGAAACUCGCAAGAAGCAGGUCUUUUUUGUUACCGUGUCCCCAACACAUCUAUGGAGCGAAGAGUGGCAGCCGGGAAGUGAAGGGAACUGUUUUAAUGAGAAAGCUCCCAUUGAGGAUGCAGGUUACUGGGGAAGCGGUUCUGAUAUUUCCACAAUGCAAAUGGUGGAGAGAGUGCUCAGUACGGUGAGUUCGAAAGUUUCUGUUCUUAAUAUUACUCAGCUUUCUGAGUAUCGGUAAGAUGGCCACCCUUCCAUAUACCGGAAGUUCUGGGAAACGUUAAGCCCUGAGCAAUUAGCCAACCCUUCAUCCUAUUCGGAUUGCAUACAUUGGUGCUUACCAGGUGUACCUGAUGCAUGGAAUGAGCUGCUUUUUCAUUUUCUGUGAAUUGAAAUGUACAGAAAGGCUCCCAUAGUGAGAAGAAAAGAUAGUCGGCAUGGAGAGAUCAAAGAGAUUGUCAAGUACUGUAUAAUAGAUAUUGUUGAGCAUUGAAGAGGAUGUGGUUUGUCAAAAGUCUACGUUGACGGCAGCACGGACAGCCUGGAAGGUGCAAAAAGGUGGGUGGAAUCCAAAAAUCAUGCAAAUUCUUGCCGCCCGAAAGAUGGUAUUGGUAGGUCGCUCGCCCAUAAAUUUCAAACUCGUGAAGCUACUACCAUGCAUGCGUCAUGGCUACUCAUUACUUUGCAUUAAUGGUCGUUACACAAUAUUUUGCAAGAAAGGGUACUCAAUCAAAAGAAAAAAUGGUUGCAAUAAAGAGCAGAUGUCGUUGUAAUAUGAUAUCGUGUGAGAGUGUUUGACGAUGAUCGUUUUUGUGUUUUUUUAUUUUUUAGUCAUCUUGGUUGUAUUUCAUGUUUAUGGUGGCACGAGUACCUAUAAGUCUCAAUUAUUUAAUUUAUUUGGGUAACUUAAUACAAUUAGGUUUACGA